AUGAGCGAUAUCAAAAGGUACUUUUUAAACAAACCCAAGGCCUCGAUGCAUGCGCCUGGCCUUGUGUGCGAAACACCCCCUUUUUCCCAACCCGGUGAACAGCUCGACGCCACAGCUCUUUUGAAAGAUCAGGAUCAUCAAGCUGCUAAGAGAUCUCGCAUGAGGGACACGGGAAAGAAGUCGAGAGACGAAGCGAGGAGUUGGAAUGCAAAUGAUCGCCGCUGGGGUCGGAUUUACCGUAUGGCAGCGGCCUGCAAGCCAUUCUCCCUUUCAGCCAAAGAGACAGGAGGGAUCUCCCUUCCAGAAAGCUUGGCGCCUCCCAGGGCGAAUUGGAAUCCUGAACAAAUCAGCAAUUCUUCAAGAUCCUCACCAGGAUUGAAGCUGCGACAGCUCGCACGCUUGGAGCCAAUCAUUCUCCCGCGAGGAGAGCUGGGCCCCAGCAUUCGUCACGACGGACACAAAGCCUGUUCUGACAGCCAGCUCUCACGGAACCUCGAGAACUUAAUGCUCGGAGCCACAUUGCUCCCCCCUGCGGACCUGCGGACAUUCAUCAUGGUGUCGAAUAUUAAAAAUUAUGUUGGUAAACUUCGAAUCAUCAGCCCACUUCUGCAUCGAUCGCGCCUCGGCCAACUCCUGACAACCCACCCGCACGGCGAACAGUCUGCCUCAUUUGCUGUGUGGUCUGUAUCAAUCAUUCAUGCCGCCAUGAGCAGCUUCGAGUUUGUCGGCCUUCUCCACGUCCCAUUGGCACACGUUCCAGAGGAGAUGGCUGAUGGAAUAAAGCUUGCCGGAUGUCCCCGGGCAACGUGGAAAUGGCUGCCUUCCGCCUUUCUUUCUCACCAACCUGAAAGGCGUAUCGCGCGAUACCAAAGCGGUAUUCUAUCUCUUGGCGAAGAGGAAAAGCUAUCCCAAACGGGCCUAACGUGCAGCGGGGAAGAGGGUUCCGCCGCGGGAGCGCAAAGUGGACCGGGUGCCGCUCCACUCUCGGGCGGUUCCUCCACUUUCUUGGCGCCCUGGACCCUGCCGAACCCUCUAAACGAGCAUGUCACGGUUGAAAGACUCGAAAUCGCGGCCCCAGCCGAGGACGACGACGACCUCGGAUGCGGUUCUGUUCAAAACAUUCCUCAGGCACAGUGA
Uncinocarpus reesii 1704 is the source of this 1137-nucleotide messenger RNA. RefSeq lists its product as uncharacterized. The transcript is spliced from 9 exons. Bases 1 to 1137 code for a protein of 378 amino acids. The record is from RefSeq and is a predicted model, not a curated record. NCBI's taxonomy places the organism in Eukaryota, Fungi, Ascomycota, Eurotiomycetes, Onygenales, Onygenaceae.